AUGGCAGAAGCCACGAUUGCUCAGCAGGUUUCGGGAAUGUUCGCCGAACUCAGUGCAUUUCGAAAAAGCGACGUGGCACAAAAGCAAGAAAUCGAGAACCUCGAAGCCCAAAGAGACUUCUACGCCAACGAGGCAGAGAUGCUCAGAGACCUUCGCGUUCUGUACGAAUCCAAGCUCGAACAGAAAGACUCUGAGAUUUUGGGCCUGCAUGUCCUCCUCGACAAGGUCAAGGUCGAUGCCGAUAUCUGUAGAGACGAUCUGAGCAAGUUGCGUAAGCAGCUCAAGGACCUGCAAGCCAAGUAUGAGACAAGCCAGAAACAAAUUUGCGCUGGUGAGGCCAGGUUUGCCCGUCGCAAUCUCCAGGUCACCAAUCUGAUUUGCGCUCUGCGUCGCAAAAUUUCUACCAACCGCAUCUCCGUCGUUGCUCUUCGCGCUGCGUACAAGGUUAUUCCAAGCUUGGAGCAGAAAGCUCGGUGUAUGAGGAUUCUUUCUAUGGCUAGGAAGUUUCCGCACCAGACUGGUAUCGAGAAGGAGAUGAAGGAGUGCCUGGCGGAUGCUGGACUCUUGAUCUCGUUUGACAAGAAUGGUGCCAUGGUACUGACACGAUCUGUGGAGGUUGUCAAACUACCCGUUAAUGGGUAUAAAGAGUUUGAGGAAAGCUUCACCAUCGUCGAGAAAGAUGCUAACAUGACUGACGACAACACUUCCGAUCAGCACCCUCAACAGAAUGUCAAGAAAGAUGAAGACGUUCAGAUGUCUGUUUAA
Messenger RNA from Fusarium fujikuroi IMI 58289, 765 nucleotides. RefSeq lists its product as uncharacterized. The record is from RefSeq and is a predicted model, not a curated record. The coding region runs from base 1 to 765 and encodes 254 amino acids. The transcript has a single exon. Lineage: Eukaryota; Fungi; Ascomycota; Sordariomycetes; Hypocreales; Nectriaceae.